Gaeumannomyces tritici R3-111a-1 is the source of this 2301-nucleotide messenger RNA. Its product is annotated as lysyl-tRNA synthetase. The record is from RefSeq and is a predicted model, not a curated record. The transcript has 2 exons. Gene Ontology annotation, cellular component: cytoplasm; mitochondrion. Lineage: Eukaryota; Fungi; Ascomycota; Sordariomycetes; Magnaporthales; Magnaporthaceae. Gene Ontology annotation, biological process: mitochondrial lysyl-tRNA aminoacylation. The coding region runs from base 102 to 2012 and encodes 636 amino acids. Gene Ontology annotation, molecular function: tRNA binding; ATP binding; lysine-tRNA ligase activity.
GGCAUAAAAAAAUCUCACGAACUUAAACCAUAGUGUCCUGCCUCCCUCUCUUUUGCUCCCCCUUUUGAUUCUGCUAAUCGGGCUGGCCUCGCAACGGCACAAUGGCGGCGAGCAUGAACAUUCCCGCGGGGCUUGGUCUGCAAUUUUUGCGACCCUGUGCCCAGCGAAGCGCCGUCGGCCCUGUGAGGUCGGCAGCGGUGGCCCAAUUGCAGCUGCGCUUCUACUAUGCCUCGCGUUCACUCAGGUCACAGAGCCAGGAUGGGCGACCGGCAGUCCCGAUAGGGGAAAUGGCGGGGGAUAGGACUAGGCAACAGAAGCCCAGCCAGACCGCUAUCACCGCGGGCGUGCCUGGUCUUCUCGACCAGCACCACAGGGAGAAUAAUGUCGUGGGGCGGCCCCGCAUCAUCCGCGGCCGCAUUGACGCAGUACGCAGACAUGGCCGGAAGCUCUUGUUCAUCGACGUUGUCUCCGGGUUCGAGACGAUGCAGGUUCUGGUGAACUAUGGCGUCAUCUCAACCGAGGAUGACCGCUGGCGUGACAUCUCAUCCGACUCGGAAGGCUGGGCCGCUGCCACGGGGGCGCUACGGAGGGGCGCCUUCAUAUCUGUCGUUGGCGACAUGGCUCUCAGUCGAGAUAAUAAACUCUCGAUUAAAGCUCGGAAGAUGCCGGUUAUACUUGGUGCCCCAAGUCCUGGUUUUGACCCUCCCGAGGUCUUGGUUGAUGAGGAGGUCACCGCCCGCCACCGUCACUUGGACCUCCUAGCCAACAGACAGAUGCUCGACACAUUGCGCUUGCGCUCUGCCGCAAUCACGUCGUUGCGGUCCUUCCUCGAUGGCCACCAAUUCAUCGAGGUGCAGACCCCGAUCCUCGCUGCGCAUGCCGGUGGUGCCUCAGCACGACCCUUCUCUACCCGGUCUGCAGACAUGGGUAUCGACCAGCCGCUGGCCCUGCGCGUUGCCCCUGAGUUGUGGCUCAAGCGGCUCGCCGUUGGGGGCUUCGAGCGCGUCUUUGAGAUUGGGCCAUGCUUUCGCAAUGAAGGCCUCGACAGCACCCACAACCCCGAAUUCACCAUGUGCGAGUUCUACGAGGCCUACGCGUCUCUGGACACCCUAAUUCUCAGGACCGAGAACCUGAUGGCAAAGAUCCUGAAAGAUGUUCAGUUCGCCGCGUCCGGCAACGCCGGCGCGCUCCGGGCGUGGCAGCUACAGGGAGAUCUGGAGGCCGUCGCGGCAAAGUUCAAGCCCGGAGCCGAGGAUGGCGGAACGGGGGGACUGCGCAGGGUCGCCUUUAUCCCGACGCUCGAGAAAGCACUCGGCUUCAAAUUGCCGGGUCUCGAUGCCGAGACGGCCUUUGAAGAUCUCAUUGCCCUGCUACGCAAGCAUGAGCUCGAACCGAAAUACGGAUCGUCUGCGACCACAUUACCCAAACUCCUCGAUCGCCUCGGCAGCGACUACGUCGAGAGCGAGUCUUGUACCGCCAAGGCCAUUUUCGUGACACACCACCCGGCAUGUAUGGCCCCCUUGGCUCGCAGCACGCGCUGUGCUGCGACAGGCCAGGUGGUGGCGCUGCGGGCCGAGCUGUUCGUUGACGGCGUCGAGCUGGCCAACAUGUACGAAGAGGAGAACGACCCAGAUGAGCAGGAGCGCAAGUUCAAGGAGCAAGCCUGCCUGCUGAGACAGCAACAGCGCGGCAAGAUGCAGCGGUCGUUCGAUCACCAAGUCGCCAGCCACACUGCCGUUGACGCCGGUCUUGAGACAGCCGACAUGGACGAGGCCGAAGCCGAGGCCGAGGCUUCGGGCGCCCUACUCACGGGCAGCGACGCCAACUACGUCAGGGCCCUGCGAGCCGGCCUGCCGCCCACGGGAGGAUGGGGCUGCGGCAUCGAGCGCCUCGUCAUGGUGCUCUCGGGGGCACCCCGCAUCCGGGACGUGCUGUCAUUUGGGAACCUAAGGAACGUUGUUAGCGUCUCGCGCCCUGAGAAUCAGGAUUUGGCCACAAGCUCAUCGGCCUAGAUCCCCGCCCUGGGCGGGUAUCUACCAAUGUGGACUGGAUUUCAGAGCGUCGAGAGGCGCACACCUAGUUGUAUAUAGUGUACCACCACUCGUGCUGAACCUGGGUCAGCAUGAAGCACGUAACCAAUGAUGAUGAUGAUGAUGAUGCCACGGUAUAUGCGCUUGGUCACAUUUCGAAUUUCCCUGUAGAAGGAACGUGUGAAAGCCGACCUUGUAGAUUUCUUCUGAAAUAGCUGGGUAUCUAUCACAACCAAUCUUAGUCAAAAGCGCUAAGCCAAGUGAAUAAACG